Molecule: messenger RNA, 1826 nt
Organism: Neurospora hispaniola
Lineage: Eukaryota; Fungi; Ascomycota; Sordariomycetes; Sordariales; Sordariaceae
Product: oxidation resistance protein 1
Exons: 3
Coding region: 369-1538 (389 amino acids)
Biological process (GO): response to oxidative stress
Cellular component (GO): nucleus
Source: RefSeq, a predicted model, not a curated record
AAACAUAAGCCAUAGGUCGUGCGGGGGGAGGGGGGUCUGAAAUAGUAAGAGCUCGGCUUCCAUGUCAGGGCACGCACGCUACGGCACCCGGACUGUAGCAAAGUCGACAGAUGGACCACCCGCAGCCCGCCAACUUACUCGCUAGCAUGCAUUCUCCAGUUCAUCCCUGCCGUCCAUCAACUGAACCUAUCUGCAAACUCAUGUACAAACAUCUUCUCUACCGCACCUACUUUACCUACCGGCAAUCGAUAAUCCGUAAUCUGCCAAAGCUUCCUACGCGCUUUCUCAGUCAUCCCUAAGUUAUUCGUACACCACCCUCGAUAUAAGCCUUCGAAAUUCGGGUGUCGGGUCAUUGGAAACCUGAAGCCAUGAGCUACCACGAUUCUCGCCGCAGACACCCCCAUCCCAUCCAAACCUUCCGGCCCGAAUCGGAGUACUCCUCGUCCGCCCCGGGCUCCGGCGCCCAAACACCGACAGGGUCGGGGGCCAGCAGCUCUCAACUACCAGGGCUCGUCUCCAGUAUUUGGGGAGGUCUGAUUCGGCGAUUCUCCGCCGAAACGCCGUCCCUCACCCACUCACAGUCAUACCCAGCAGACAGUUCACACUCACACUUCGACGACCACAACUACAACAACAGUAACAACAACAACGGCGUCGACGGAGUUUACGUUCCCCCUCGAUUCCAUGAAACUAUCCAACGAACGGCGUCACCAAUGCAGCCGCCUCCACUGGAACCCGUGCAGCUCAAGGGGUUUGCACCAGACACACCCGCGUCGGCCAGGAUAUUAACACAGGCGAUCGCGGAAGAGAUACGGAUCAUGGUGCCUACGAGACUCAGCAUCGUGGAUGAGUGGAAUUUGGUCUACAGUCUGGACCAGGAUGGGGCAAGUCUGGGAACGCUUUACGAUAAGUGUGCAAAGUAUUCCGGACGACGAGUGGGAUUCGUGUUGGUUGUUAAAGAUGCAGAGGGUGGUAUCUUCGGCGCCUACCUCUCCGACUUCCCCCACCCAGCCCCCAAAUACUUCGGCACAGGUGAAUGUUUCCUCUGGCGCGCCUCCGUCAUGGCCUCCCUCCCGCCUCCUCCCUCCGCCGACACCACGAACCUGCGAGGCCGAACAUCCACCAUUUCGUCAGUCGGAACGGGCACAGACACGGCCACGAACACGGCCACGAACCACAACAGCGGCGACGAUCUUGCCUCAUGUACCGUUUUGAGAGCCACGACGACAGCCACCCCACCCCACAACGACAGCGCAGACGAUCUAUUUGCUGACUUGACCGGUACCGUUGAUCAAACCACCAUCCGCUUCAAGGCGUUUCCCUACAGUGGCGUGAACGAGUACUACAUUUUGUGCGAGUCCCAUUUUUUGAGUGUGGGCGCUGGCGAUGGGAAGUUUGGGUUGUGGCUGGAUGAUGGGCUGGAGAAGGGGGUGAGCUCUACAAGUCAGACGUUUGGGAAUGAGCAGCUUAGCGAUCAGGGUGAGAAGUUUUCUGUUCUGGGGGUUGAGGUUUGGGUAAUUGGGUCUGGGGGGUUAUGAUGCCUCUUGGCUCGCUAGCGAGAAGAGGAGGCUGGGAUGACUUUUGAGACUGAUGUGUUUUCAUUUCUAACACGGCUUUGUGGCCAUUACUGAACUGGGUAUGGAUAUGGAAAUAUUGUGGCGUAAGGCGUUAUGUUGGGGUGGGUUUCGACUUGACCAAGUCAAAAGGAAAAGGAUGGGCAUACAUACCAGGUGUAGGCCUUGUGAUAGGGUCUGCAUUUUUAGUCAGUAUUUGUAUUAUAAUACCCUUCACCUACUCGCGGAAUGGAACUCUUGCUUAACUUCAUU